AUGUUUGCAAAUCAAACAAUGUAUUCAACUGGUUAUGGUUCUCUUCCUAUAUCGUUGGCUCUUGGUGACUUUAAUAACGACAGCCUGCUUGAUAUUGCUGUCGCUAACGGUAGGGGUUCCAAUGUUGGUGUAUUACUAGGAUACAGCAAUGGAUCUUUUGGUGCACAAACGAUAUUUUCAACUGGAAGUGGUUCUCUUCCUUUGUCAGUUGUUGUAGGUGACUUUAACAGCGAUAGUCUAUACGAUAUCGCCGUCGCUAAUUCAAUUACUAAUAAUGUGGGCAUAUUUCUGGGGUAUGGCAAUGGGAAUUUUGCAAAACAAAAGACACUUUCAACUGGGAGUGGUUCGAAUCCUUCCGUGAUCGCUGUAGGUGACUUUAACAACGACAAUCUGCUAGAUAUAGUUGUCGCAAAUUCCUAUACUGAUAAUAUAGGCAUUUUUCUCGGGUAUGGUAAUGGAAGUUUUGCAGCACAAAAGAUAUUCUCAACUGGGAGUGGUUCGAGUCCUUCCGCGAUUGCACUCGGUGACUUUAACAAUGACAGUCUUCUCGAUAUUGCCAUUGCCCAUUCCAAUACUAGUAAUCUAGGCAUGUUUCUCGGAUAUGGUAAUGGGGCAUUUGCAGAGCAAACGAUACGUCCUAUUGGGCAUGGUACUUCUUUUUUCGCGUUCGCUGUAAGCGACUUUAAUAACGACAGUAUACUAGAUAUUAUUGUUGCUGACUAUCUAGAUGAGACUGUAAGUGUACUUAUUGGAUAUGGCAACGGAAGCUUUGACAAAAUGAUGACAUAUUUCAUGGGAUAUGGUUCUCGUCCGACUUCACUCGCCCUUGGUGAUUUCAAUAACGACAAUAUACUCGAUAUUGCUGUGUCGAAUGCUGGCGCUAAUCAAAUAGUAUUGCUUUUUGGACAUGGUAAUGCAACUUUUAAAAUGUUAACGGCGUAUUCAACAGGUGAUGGUUCUCGUCCAUUCCCAAUCAUGGUUGGUAACUUUAAUAGCGAUAUUUGGCUGGAUAUUGUAGUCGGGAAUAUCAUUGCAGGUAGUGUUGGUGUGUUUCUCGGUAUGGAUAACAUAAAUGCAGCUAGACAAGCAAGCUAUUCAACCGGUUCUGGCUCACAUCCAUGCGCUGUGGUAGUCAAUGAUUUCAAUAACGAUAGUCUGUUUGAUCUUGCCAUCGUUAAUUCAGCACACGAUAACAUUGGUAUUCGUCUAGGUUAUGGAAAUGGCUCCUUCGCAGAGGAAACAAUAUAUUCUGCAGAAUUUAGUUCUCGUCCAAAAUUCGUUACUGUAGGAGAUUUCAACAGUGACUAUCAAGUGGAUCUCGCCAUCACCAAUACUGAGAACGACAGUGUAACUGUUGCUUUUGGAAAUAGCAAUGGAACUUUCACAAACCAAAAGGUAUAUCCGACUGGACACGGCUCGCGUCCAAACUAUGCUGCUGUUGGUGAUCUUAAUAAUGACAGUCGACUGGACCUUGUCAUUUUGAAUGAGGGCACUAAUACUGUUGGAGUUUUCCUCUCUUUCGAGUAUGCAACAUUCAGAAACCAAAGCUCCUCCUCAACUGGAGUCAAUUCUAAUCCGGAAGCCAUUGCCAUUGGCGACUUCAACAACGACAGUCUUUCAGAUAUGGUUGUCGCAAAUUCUAAUAAAUAUAAUGUAGGGAUAUUCCUUAGUUGUGGCAACGGGACUUUUAGAUCACAAGAAACAUUUUCAACCGGAAGUGAUUCGAAUCCUACCGCAGUUGCUGUAGGUGACUUUAACAACGACAAUUUGCUGGAUAUAGUUGUCGCGAAUUCCAAUACUGAUAAUUUAGGCAUAUUCCUCGGGCAUGGUAAUGGGGAUUUUGCAGCACAAAAGACAUUUUCAACUGAGAGUGGCUCACAUCCUUCCGCAGUCGCUGUAGGUGACUUUAACAACGACAAUUUGCUGGAUAUAGUUGUCGCGAAUUCCAAUACUGGUAAUUUAGGCAUAUUCCUCGGGCAUGGUAAUGGGGAUUUUGCAGCACAAAAGACAUUUUCAACUGGAAGUGAUUCGAAUCCUUUCGCGGUCGCUGUAGGCGACUUUAACAACGACAAUCUGCUGGAUAUAGCUGUCGCAAAUUCCAAUACUGAUAAUUUAGGCAUAUUCCUCGGGCAUGGUAAUGGGACUUUUGCAACACAAAAGACAUUUUCAACUGGCAGUGGUUCCCUUCCCCACUCAGUUGCUGUAGGCGAUUUUAAUAAUGACAGACUUUUUGAUAUAGCCGUGGUCAAUUACAAAACUCAUAAUAUAGGCGUAUUCCUGGGAUAUGGCAAUGGGAGGUUUGCAUCCCAAAUGACAUAUUCAGCUGGAAAUGGUGCUCUUCCCAUAAUGCUUACCACAAGUGACUUGAACAAUGACAAUAAUCUGGAUAUUGCUGUUGCCAAUUAUGGUGCUAAUAAUGUGGGUAUCUUCUUCGGAUAUGGUGACGGGAGUUUUACUCAACAGAUGAUAUUUGCAACUGGAAGUAGUUCUGUACCGAUUGCGAUUGCCAUUGGAGAUUUUGACAACGACAAUCGAUCGGAUAUCGCGGUAGUCAAUCGUGCUGAUUACAUUGCUAUGGUACUUGUUCGAGACAGUAGUCAGCCUUUUCUAAGCAUGACGACGUAUUCAACUGGCGAUGGCUCUCGUCCGCAAUCUGUGGCUAUUGCAGACUUCAACAAAGAUUACUACCUCGAUAUUAUCGUCGCUAACAGUGGCAACGAUACUAUAGGUAUACUACUUGGUUAUGGUAAUGGAACCCUUACGAAACAAUCGACAUUCGCAACUGGAAAUGGCUCGCAACCAUGCUCAGUCGCCGUCGGUGAUUUCAAUAAUGAUAGUCUGUUAGAUAUCGUUGUUGCUAAUUCUGAAACCAAUAAUGUCGGUAUAUUACUUGGAUAUGGGAAUGCAACGUUUUCUACAGUCGUCCCUUAUUCAACUGGAGAUUCUUCGAUCCCAUACUCGGUCGCUGUAGCUGAUAUUAACAACGAUAAUUACCUUGACAUCAUCGUUGCCAAUCGAGGCUCCUUAGAUGUAUUUGUUUUAGUUGGAUAUGGUAACGGAACUUUUGGAAAGCCGCAGUCUUAUUUACUAGGCUAUGGUUCUCAACUAUAUUCAGUGGCUGUCGCUGAUUUCGAUAAAGACGGUUGGAUCGAUAUUGCGGUUGCGAAUUAUGGCCAUGAUGAAGUAGAAAUUAUUUUGCAGAAAUGCGAUACUACCUAA
Molecule: messenger RNA, 3219 nt
Organism: Rotaria sp. Silwood1
Lineage: Eukaryota; Metazoa; Rotifera; Eurotatoria; Philodinida; Philodinidae
Source: the annotation of a GenBank genome assembly